AUGAAGAAUCAAAUCGACCACAUUUGUAUCAGCCGAAAAUGGAGAAGGAGCCUCCUUGAUGUGCGUAACAAGCGUAGCGCCGAUAUAGCGUCCGACCAUCACCUCCUAAUCAGCGAGAUCCUGCUGCGUAUUGCAAGGAUUCAUCGACAGGAGGACCAAAUCGGGCGUCGGUUUAACACACGUCGUCUGGAAGAUGCUGCGGCAAGAAGGUAUUUCGUCGAGGAGCUGGAGAACCAUGCUGCAGAUAUUCCGGCAGGUGGAAGCGUAGAAGAUCAAUGGACUGCCAUCAAGAACGCCUUCAUCACCACCGGCGAGAAUAAUCUGGGUGAGCUACAUACCCAGAGAAAACAGUGGACACCAGAUGGCACCUGGAAGAAGAUAGAGGAACGAAGAGACGCCAAAGCCGCGAUUGAGCGAGCUAAAACACGAGGAGCCAAAGCCGCAGCCCGUCAGCACUAUUCGGCUCUAGAGAAACAAAAGAAGGACAAAAGAGCGUGGGCAGACUCCGUCUCUUCUACGAUAUCUAGUGGGACAAAGAUAAUGCUACGUUGCCCGUGA
Topomyia yanbarensis is the source of this 558-nucleotide messenger RNA. RefSeq lists its product as uncharacterized. Lineage: Eukaryota; Metazoa; Arthropoda; Insecta; Diptera; Culicidae. Bases 1 to 558 code for a protein of 185 amino acids. The record is from RefSeq and is a predicted model, not a curated record. The transcript has a single exon.